ACUCAAAGUACACCAACAAGUAUGGAAAUUGUUUUUGUAAGAAAAAAAGUGAUAAAACGAAGAACCUGAUAGUGGGUAUAUUUGAUAUUCGGAAUUUUGUCUCCGGAAUUCAUUUUAAUGUGUGUUUUCUGUUAGAGACGUUGUAAGUGCUGACAAAGUAUUUGUUAAACCAAAAUGCAAGGACCACCGUUUUUGCUUUUACUCUUGUUCCUCGCAGUUUCUCCUCUUCGUGCGGAAAUUGAGGAGCGCUUCAAAGAAGAUUUUUACAAAAUCUACAAACACACCGCAAUUGAAGCCAAGGAGAUCACCAACGAGCAUAUAACCCCCGAUAAGAUUACGUAUUUUUUGUUCACGAAAAACAAUCUUGAAGAUUACGUUGAGUUGGACCCAUCAAAGCCCGAACAACUGGCCAAGAAAAAUGUCCCCAUUGUGUUCAUAAUCCACGGAUGGCUCGAAAAACGCGAGAAAGACUGGUACGAGGACCUGAAAAAUGCAUUUUUGGCCAGGAAUAAGGAAUACCAUGUCGUGCAAGUCGACUGGUCAGACCCUGCCCUCCAGUUAUACACAGUUUCGUCCUGGAACACAAAAGACGUGGGAAAAUUCAUCGGCGAAUUCAUAGUCAAGUUGCACAAAGACCAUGCUGUUCUUCUUGACAACUUCCUGGUCGUUGGCCACUCACUCGGAGGCCAGAUCGCUGGAUUCGUGGGCAAAAAAGUGCAAGAACUGACCGGAAAAAAACUUAAGCGGAUCGUGGCACUGGAUCCUGCAGGUCCUUUCUUCGUCAGCAGACCUGAAGAGGAGCGACUGAACCGAAACGACGCCGAAGUCGUCCACGUAAUCCACACGAAUGGUGGAACUUUCGGUUUUGAAAAACCGUGCGGUACCAUCGAUUUUUUCCCGAACGGGGGCAGCUCGCAACCCGGGUGCAAGAAAAUCGACAUUACGGACCCAAAAACUAUUGCUGAUCCAGUGAUUUGUGACCACCAAAGAAGCUGGGGGUACUUUAUUGAUGCUGUGAAAAGUCCUGACAACUUUAUGGCUUCAAAGUGCAGCAGUUUUGAAGAGUUCAAGUCGAGACAGUGUGACAGUGAGAAUGUUUCAAUGGGGGAUUUGAAAACUAGAGCCACAGGGGAGUUUUAUCUCGAAACAAACGAGGAGAAGCCGUUUAAGGCCAAGCAACGUAAAGACUUUACCAAAAAUGAAUUGUACGUACAACUCUGCCCGAAAAUGAAGGAAAAAAUCUGCGGCUUUGUCCUGCUCCUGACAAUAAUCGGUCUCCAAAGUGCGAAGGCGGAUAUUGAGGACCGUUUAAAAGAAGAUUUUUUCAAAAUUUACAAACACACGGCCAUUGAAGCAAAGGAGAUCACUAACGAACACGUCACCCCUGAUAAGAUAAAAUAUUUUUUAUUUACGAAAAAUCACCCCGAAAAUUACACGGAAAUUGAUCCGUCAAGUCCCGAAGAACUUGCCGAAGCUAAAGUCCCGAUAGUUUUCAUCAUCCAUGGCUGGACUGAAAACAGGGAAAGGGAGUGGUAUGAAGACCUGAAAAAUGCAUUUUUGACAAGAAGGGAAGAUUAUUACGUUGUGCAGGUCGACUGGUCGGACCCAGCUGACCAAAUUUACACCAUUUCGUCCUGGAACACCAAGGAUGUUGGCCACAUUAUCGGAGAAUUUAUCGUUGGUCUGCAUAAAAACUACUCAGUGCCUCUUGGGAACAUUCUCCUCGUUGGUCAUUCUUUGGGUGGGCAAGUUUCCGGUUUCGUCGGGAAAAAAGUGCAAGAACUAACCGGCAACAAAUUACCACGAAUUAUUGCUCUGGAUCCUGCAGGACCUCUUUUUAUCAGCCGGCCGGACGAAGAACGGCUGAAUAAAAAUGACGCGGAAGUUGUCCACGUAAUUCACACGGACGGUGGUACUUUUGGGUUCAAAUCGUCCUGUGGGACUAUUGAUUUCUUCCCGAAUGGGGGCAGCUCGCAGCCAGGGUGCACUAGGAUCGACCUACUCGACAUUAAAAGCGUGGCCGAGCCAAUAACGUGUGACCAUCACAGGAGCUGGCAGUUCUUUAUUGAAGCGGUGCUAAACCCGAACGAAUUUUUGGCCACAAGGUGCGAGAGUUAUACGAAAUUCAAGACGGGCUUGUGUGAGAAAGACGAAGUACCGAUGGGGGACUUGGAAACUAAGAAAACGGGAGACUUUUAUUUGGAGACUAAUAAGGAAAAGCCAUUCGCUAAGAGGAGACGAGGAUUGGGAGUAGGAAGUGUUUUAUCUUCCUUGAAGGUGUUUUAAGAACCUGUUUGGAUUUUUGUUUGUGUUUAAGUCAAAAUAUUGUCACAAUUUUUUAUAGUUGUAAGAAAUAAAUUAAAUAAAUAUUA
Molecule: messenger RNA, 2372 nt
Organism: Tribolium castaneum (red flour beetle)
Lineage: Eukaryota; Metazoa; Arthropoda; Insecta; Coleoptera; Tenebrionidae
Exons: 8
Coding region: 175-2286 (703 amino acids)
Biological process (GO): lipid catabolic process
Molecular function (GO): lipase activity
Source: RefSeq, a predicted model, not a curated record